Messenger RNA from Paralichthys olivaceus (Japanese flounder), 2359 nucleotides. It is a transcript of the gene mettl15, whose product is annotated as methyltransferase 15, mitochondrial 12S rRNA N4-cytidine. Gene Ontology annotation, molecular function: rRNA (cytosine-N4-)-methyltransferase activity. The record is from RefSeq and is a predicted model, not a curated record. Gene Ontology annotation, biological process: rRNA base methylation. Lineage: Eukaryota; Metazoa; Chordata; Actinopteri; Pleuronectiformes; Paralichthyidae.
CGCUGGUCACGGGGCGGGGCCGCGGUGACGCAGGCGCCAUGCUGCCGCUCUGGGAGGUGGAGCCACGGCCCCGGUCUACUACGAUCAUUGUAAGGAUCAUGAUUUACCACAUGUUUCUGCGCUCCAACCCAGUGUUAUGGAAAACCCAUCUGGCUGUGUGGAGAUCGUGGAGGUCAUGGAAAUUAAGCCUGCACUCUUCUACAAUCGGUGCAUCAUCUGGUACUGGUCACAGUGACAGAUCUGAAGAUCCGUGUUCUCCUUCCUCUGAAAACCCCCCUCACACGCCUGUUAUGCUCAAAGAAGUGCUUCAUAACUUAAACAUCCAACCUGGUCAGGUGGUCCUGGACAUGACAUUUGGAGGUGGUGGUCAUACCAAAGCAAUUCUGAACAUGGUUCCUGAAGUCACAGUCCUGGCCUUAGACCGAGAUCCUACAGCAAAUUCUCUGGCCCAGCAGUUAGCCAAGGAACACUCUGGUCGUGUGAAACCAUUGCUUGGCAGAUUCAGUGAGCUUGAGGUCCUGUUGUCAAAUGCGAACGUUCAGCCAGGCAGCAUUGAUGCUGUCCUGUUGGAUGCUGGCUGCUCCUCCAUGCAAAUGGACCAGGCAGAGAGAGGCUUCUCCCUCAGCAAAGAUGGGCCCUUGGAUAUGAGAAUGGAUGGAGAAAGGUACCUCGACAUGCCCUGCGCUGCUGACGUUGUGAAUACCUUAGAUCAACAGGCUCUUGCAUCCAUCCUCACUGCAUAUGGGGAAGAAAGACACGCCAGGAAAAUAGCUUCAGCCAUCGUGAAGGCACGCCGUGUCAACCCCAUCACCCGGACACAGCAGCUGGCCAGUGUGGUGGCAGGAACGUUUCCUCCCGCUGUCAUCUAUGCUCGUAAAGACCGACUCCACCGACCUGCACAUGUGGCCACCAAAACCUUCCAAGCUUUGCGAAUCCUUGUGAACGACGAGCUGAACGAACUACACGCAGGCCUGCGUGCUGCCCAGGCAAUCCUGAGACCUGGAGGACGUUUCUGCAUAAUCACCUUUCACUCACUAGAAGACAGACUGGUCAAACGUUUCCUCCAGGGAGAUGAUUUGUCUAAUCUAGAUCAGUAUCACUUCAGCCCGAGGAAACAAGGCACCAGGAGGGAAAAACUGGGGCAUGAAAAAAGAGAUGGUGGAAGUGUUCACUGGCUUCCUCUGCGGAGAAAAGUGAUCACUCCAGAAAAGGAUGAUGUGAAUGAAAAUCCUCGAGGACGCUCAGCUAAACUCAGGGCAGCGGUCAGACGGUAAUUACGUGACGUCUCACUCGUUUCAGCUAAACGUUUGAGGAGAGUAACUCUUUGCUGUGAAUAAUUAAUGUGAUUUUAGCAAAGAGUGUCAUACAGUAACAGUAAUUCUCCACUGCAUUUGUCUGCUGUUUUUUUAUAAUCUUCUCUGUAAAUGUAAAUUGCUGAACUUUAUCUUUUACAGUUUCUAGCUUAAGCCUUAUACAGAAGAGUGAUUUAAUCCUGGGAGAGGUAUGAGUAGCUUGGUUGUUUGUUCACAUGAACACACCUGGUGGGUUUUGUUUGUGGGAAGCCAGUGAAUGUUGUUGUCCUUGAUGCUGCAUUAGUGACUUCUUCUGGUUGGUUAGGGCACUGAUGGGGGGGGGGGACUCUGGAUCAUAGCAGCUCAGAGCUUUUUUUUCCAUUUGCAUGCUAUAACAAAAAUUACUGGCGACAUCGUGUGUCUUACUCUUACUCCUGCCCAGGUUAACAGUAAAUGUUAAGCUGUGGCAACGUAGUGUUGGUUAUGGAAAACUGGGCUUUCCAAAUUUGUGUAGGACAGUGAGAAUCAAAAUAAUGAACAAAAUACAGAUCUAAACUCUAGAUCUCCACACUGGCUGGGUUUGUGUUGGUGUUACUGAUAUAUCAAGUCAACUUGGACCUCCGACCACCAUUUUCUAAUCAGUUCAUCUGUCUAUCCAGAUGAACGUAUGUAUCAAGAUUCCUGAGAUGUGUUCACAAAACCAAAACAUUUUUUUUGGUGAGGUCACAGCGCCUUCGACCAAAAAAACUCUAAUCAGUUUAUCUUUGGGUACAAUUGAGUAUUUGUACCAAAUUUGAAGAAAUUCCCUAAAGUUGUUUUGUCAAGUAUCGUGUUCACAAGAUUGGGACAGAUGGACAGACAUCCCAAAUGCCUGGAGCUGCUGGUUGUCGCCAGUGCAGAGCCAUUAAAAGCCUGGACUUGUCAAUGAUCAUAAUUAAGCAAGAUACAGAUUGUGUUUACAGUUUUAAUAUACGCUAGGGAUAGCGCAUUUGCAUCACUUUGCCUAAUCACCGAAGAACUGUGGUAGCCUCAACUGUGACACAAAAGUAUAUGAAAGUUGGUUUAAG